Messenger RNA from Betta splendens (Siamese fighting fish), 1492 nucleotides. RefSeq names its product PITH (C-terminal proteasome-interacting domain of thioredoxin-like) domain containing 1 (gene pithd1). The transcript has 6 exons. Gene Ontology annotation, cellular component: nucleus. The record is from RefSeq and is a predicted model, not a curated record. Lineage: Eukaryota; Metazoa; Chordata; Actinopteri; Anabantiformes; Osphronemidae. Bases 153 to 788 code for a protein of 211 amino acids.
UGGAGGUUCACGUUAGCUUGACGCAGACGACAGUUCGCCUCACGCUGCGAAGUGCGACUUGCAGAUCUUUCACUUUAUUCAAAUUACCAGAGGUUCUUUACGCCUCUGUUUCUUCGACCGUCUGCAGCCGACAGCCACGCUUCACCUCCACGAUGUCCGGCCACGGUCACGGCCACGGCCACGCUCACGGCUGCGGGUGUGAGGGGGAGCACGAACCCGCCGAGCGGGGCCUGGAGUACGGACUGUACCGGAAGAUCGACCUGGACAAGCUGCAGUGUCUGAACGAGAGUCGGGAAGGAGACGGGAAGCUGGUGUUCAAGCCGUGGGAGCGGCGAACCGAGCGGAACCAGUUUGUUGAGAGUGAUGCAGAUGAAGAGCUGCUGUUCAACAUCCCCUUCACAGGAAGCGUCAAGCUGAAAGGCAUCAUUAUCUCAGGAGAAGAUGAUGACUCUCAUCCAGCUGAGAUACGACUGUUCAAAAACAUCCCACAGAUGUCCUUUGACGACACCGGCAGAGAACCCGAACAAGCUUUCAGACUUAACAGAGACCCGCUCGCUCAGCUGGAGUACCCGACAAAGAUUGCUCGUUUCUCCAGUGUUCACCACCUCUCUGUCCACAUCUCAAAGAACUUUGGAGCAGAGAGCACCCGGGUUUACUACAUUGGUCUGAGGGGAGAGUACGCGGAGGCUCACAGACAUGAAGUGACGAUCUGUAACUACGAGGCAUCUGCGAACCCAGCAGAUCACAAAGUGGAGAGCAUCAUCCCCCAAACCAACUUCAUCUCCUGAAAGCUCUGGAGGAUGUAAGGAAGAACAGGGGGAGAAGGGGGAGGAUGAUUGGCAUCUGUUGGCUGCCACUGACACGCGUCAAAAAGUCAAAGAUGAGUUAAGCUUUGUGCGCUGGUACGUUGGUCAAAUUCGACCGAGUGAGCGCUGAAACCUGAAGACCGGAGGAGCUUCAGAUGAGUCUAACAGUCAGUGGUUUAGCUCGGUUUGCUUUGGCAAGAGUGAAGGCUUAAUGUGAACAAAAUGCUUAAUAAUAAAUGGCUGAAACAUUUGAUACUCAUAAGGUCUAUUGUUAUCAAUCUACCUUGUGCAGUCAUUCGUGUCUAUCUCCAUUUUAUGCCUAAAUCGUUAGAGUAUAAUAUGUGUGAUAAGAGAUAACUCUGAUCCAUUAAAAACAAAAUUUUUCAACAUGUCUCAUAAUAAUUUGGUAGCAUUUUGGUUUCUUUGCUUAAAGCUAAAAAUGCACUAGAACAAGUCACAUCAUAUCUGCACCUAACAUUACUUUAACACAGGUUGUGUUCAUGAAAUCAUUUAAUGAUUCUGCCAAAAUUGCACUAUUAAUGCAGUGUUUCAUGCACUCAAUUGGAAAAAUAAAGCAAACUGGAAGAAUAAUCUGUUUAAUGCUUACUGCACUUUCUUGCUGUCUGUCAGUUUAUGAAAAUAGAACUGAUUAUGUUUCUGCCAAUUAAACUUACAUGUGUAUGUUG